AUGAGGUGGGUGGGAGCCCCCCGCAGCCUCCCCGGCAGGGGCGAGGGGUGGCAGCAGGUCCCCAGACCCUCACCACCCCCCUGUGCCGCCCCCAGGCUGCUGAUCCUCCUGGGCCUGCUCUGGGGCGCGGCAGCCGCCCCCGGGGACCCACAGUGGCCGCAGCCCGUGUUCGGGCGCCUGGCGUCGCCGGGCUUCCCGGGGAAGUACCCCGACAACCAGGAGCUGCGCUGGACCCUGACGGCGCCCCCGGGCUACCGCCUGCGCCUCUACUUCACCCACUUCCACCUGGAGCUCUCCUACCGCUGCGAGUACGACUUCGUCAAGCUGAGCGCGGGGACCAAGGUGCUGGCCACGCUGUGCGGCUGGGAGAGCACAGACACGGAGCAGGCGCCCGGCAACACCACCUUCUACUCGCCGGGCCCCGGCCUGAACGUCACCUUCCGCUCCGACUACUCCAACGAGAAGCCCUUCACCGGCUUCGAGGCCUUCUACGCAGCAGAGGACAUCGAUGAGUGCCAAGUGCCGCCCGGAGCGGCCCCCGCCUGCGACCACCACUGCCACAACCACCUGGGCGGCUUCUACUGCUCCUGCCGUGCGGGCUACGUGCUCCAUCAGAACAAGCGCGCCUGCUCAGCCCUGUGCUCAGGCCAGGUCUUCACCGAGCGGUCUGGGGUGAUCAGCAGCCCGGAAUACCCACAGCCGUACCCCAAACUCUCCAGCUGCACCUACAGCAUCCGCCUGGAGGAGGGGUUCAGUGUCAUCCUGGACUUCGUGGAGUCCUUCGACGUGGAGACGCACCCCGAAACCCAGUGCCCCUACGACUCCCUCAAGAUUCAGACAGACAAGAAGGACUUCGGCCCAUUCUGUGGGAAGACGUUGCCCAGCAGGAUCGAGACCAAGAGCAACUCGGUGACCGUGACCUUCGUCACUGACCAGUCGGGGGACCACACAGGCUGGAAGGUCCACUACACCAGCACAGCUCAGCCGUGCCCUGAUCCGGUGGCGCCACCUCAUGGCCACAUCUCGCCUGUGCAAGCCAAGUACAUCCUGAAAGACCGCUUCUCCGUGGAGUGCGAGACGGGCUACGAGCUUCUGCGUGGCCUUUUGCCCCUGAGAUCAUUUACUGCGGUCUGUCAAAAGGAUGGAUCUUGGGACCAACCGAUGCCAGAAUGCAGCAUUGUUGAGUGUGGCCCUCCCGAUGACCUCCCCAAUGGCCGAGUGGAGUAUCUCACAGGUGCUGAGGUGACUACGUACAAAGCUGUGAUUCAGUACCGCUGUAAUGAGACCUUCUACACAAUGACAAGAGGUGAUGGUAAAUAUGUGUGUGAGGCUGAUGGAUUCUGGACGAGCUCCAAAGGAGAAAAAUCACUCCCGGCCUGUGAGCCUGUUUGUGGAAUAUCAGCCCGUACAACAGGAGGUCGUAUAUAUGGAGGGCAAAAUGCAAAACUUGGUGACUUUCCUUGGCAAGUCCUGCUAUUAGGCGACACGACAGCAGCAGGUGCACUUUUGUAUGACAACUGGAUCCUAACGGCUGCGCAUGCUGUAUAUGAGCAAAAAGAAGAUGCCUCCUCCCUAAACAUUCGAAUGGGUGCCCUGAAGAGACUGUCACCUCAUUACACACAAGCCUGGGCAGAGGCCAUUUUCAUACACGAAGGCUACAGGCAUGCUGCUGGCUUCGAUAACGACAUAGCACUGAUUAAACUGCAGAACAAAGUUGCAAUCAAUAGCAACAUCAUGCCUAUUUGCUUGCCAGGAGAAGCAGCUGAAUCCUUCAUGAGGACAAAUAACAUUGGAACUGUAUCCGGAUGGGGAUUAACCCAAAGCGGUUUUCUUGCCAGAAAUCUAAAGUUUGUUGACAUACCAAUUGUUGAUCAUCAAAAAUGUGCUGCUGCCUAUGAAAAGCUGCUGCAUCCAGGGGCAAAGGUAACUGACAACAUGCUUUGUGCUGGCGUAGAGAGUGGGGGCAAGGAUAGCUGUGGAGGCGACAGCGGAGGGGCAUUAGUGUUUCUCGAUAAUGAGACACACAGGUGGUUUGUGGGAGGAAUAGUGUCCUGGGGCUCCCUUAAUUGUGGGGAAGCACAAGUGUAUGGGGUCUACACAAAAGUCAUUAACUAUAUUCCCUGGAUCAAGAAAAUAAUUAAUAACUUUUAAUUUGUAUGUUUUCAAUC
This is a messenger RNA of Eptesicus fuscus (big brown bat), 2168 nucleotides long. RefSeq names its product MBL associated serine protease 2 (gene MASP2). Gene Ontology annotation, biological process: complement activation, lectin pathway; proteolysis. Bases 1 to 2151 code for a protein of 716 amino acids. The transcript has 10 exons. Lineage: Eukaryota; Metazoa; Chordata; Mammalia; Chiroptera; Vespertilionidae. Gene Ontology annotation, molecular function: serine-type endopeptidase activity; calcium ion binding. The record is from RefSeq and is a predicted model, not a curated record. Gene Ontology annotation, cellular component: extracellular region.